AUGAGACUCACGCACCUCCAUCUCCCCCACACAACGCCCUUCAGCCGGGUCUCGCACCUCCAACAAGCCCUCACAACCCGCCUCCUCACGCACAAGAAGCUCGCCUCCCCGGGCUCAAUAUCAUCACAAGAACCGAGUAGCUCAAGCGCCACACUAGCCAAAACCCCACCGCCGCCCCCAGACCCAACAAUCAUCACCUUCACCCCGAACCCCGUCUACACCACCGGGCGCCGCGACCUCCCACCUUCAAACACAAGCCCACCCUCCACAACAAACCCCCUCUCUCUACCCCCAGCCCUUGAACCAAUCCGCUCCCUCCUCACCCCGCACGGCACCAAACCCGCAAAGGCAGAGUACCACCCGACUCUCCGCGGCGGACAGACAACCUACCACGGGCCGGGCCAGAUGGUCGCGUACACGAUCCUAGAUCUCAAGCGACUGGGCCUAACGCCCCGGUGCCACAUCCGUGUUCUAGAGAACAGCGUCAUCGACCUACUGAAAAGCUACGGAGUGGAGGGGUUUACGACGGAAGAUCCGGGGGUGUGGGUGAAGCCUGGGUCAGGAUCUGGAUCUGGAUCAGCAUUGCAGCCGAGGAAGAUCACGGCUGUUGGGGUGCAUCUGCGACGCAAUAUUAGCAGCUUUGGAAUCGGGCUGAAUGUCACGGACGAGCCGAUGUGGUUCUUUAGGCAGAUUGUGGCUUGUGGACUGGAGGGCAAGGAAGCGACUAGUCUGCAGGGUGUGGGGGUUCCGGGUUUGGAGGUUGGGGAUGUUGCCGCUGCGUUUGUGGAGAAGUUCGUUAGUCGGGUUAAUGCGGAUUUUGCAUGUGGGGAGAAUUCACUGGGGGAGAAGAUUGAUGAGGUUUAUCAGGUUAGGGAGGAGGACUUGCUGAGCAAUAUCUAG
Penicillium egyptiacum is the source of this 900-nucleotide messenger RNA. NCBI's taxonomy places the organism in Eukaryota, Fungi, Ascomycota, Eurotiomycetes, Eurotiales, Aspergillaceae. The record is from the annotation of a GenBank genome assembly.